Messenger RNA from Impatiens glandulifera, 1959 nucleotides. RefSeq names its product receptor-like serine/threonine-protein kinase NCRK. Gene Ontology annotation, molecular function: protein kinase activity; ATP binding. Bases 1 to 1839 code for a protein of 612 amino acids. Gene Ontology annotation, biological process: protein phosphorylation. Lineage: Eukaryota; Viridiplantae; Streptophyta; Magnoliopsida; Ericales; Balsaminaceae. The record is from RefSeq and is a predicted model, not a curated record. The transcript has 9 exons.
AUGAAUGUGGGAUUCUACAUGUUUGAGGGGGACAAAUGGAUGUGCACAUGCUCUUUUCCAAAUGAAGACAAUCAUAACCUUGCCCAUGUGAAUAAUUGCUCCACAUCCUGCCAUUGCAGUACUGAUGAGGCAUUGAAUAGUAGAUGGACAUGCAUAUGUGAUGCUGAUAAAUCUCCUGAAGUGGCUGGAAAUCACACAACCAGCUGUUUUGCAGGCUGUGAGUGUGGAAGUGGAUCUGAUGAAACUAAGUCUUAUAAGAAGCUGAUGUCUGGAAAGACCGUGGUCAUCAUUUUUUUGUCAAGUGCUCUGCUCACAGUAGUUGUCUUCACUGCUUCUGUGUUAUGCUGUGUCUACCGGAAAGCAAUGUUCCACGUAUCAUUGCCUCCAUUUGGCUCAGACAAGGAAACAAGUUGCAACAGCUCAACCAACCUAAUAAGCCACGGUGCUUCAUCUCUCCCUGAAUUCAAAGUUCAUAUUGGACCGUCUCCGAUUAAACACAUUGCAGGUUAUAUUUGUGGAUCUUCAUGCUUCUUCCAAAGGAAAGAAGAAGCCGUUCAUGGAGUAAUUACACAGUUUUCUUACUCAGAAUUGGAGAAUGGAACAAACAAAUUCUGCAAAACUAAUUUGAUAGGCAUUGGAGGUAGCAGUCACGUUUACAGGGGUCAUCUAAAAGAUGGUCAAAUUGUGGCAGUUAAGCGAUUAAAAACUCAUGAAAGACCUGAAACAAUUGCUGUUUUUCUGACAGAGAUUGCGUUGAUCUCUAGACUGAAUCAUUGUCAUGUGGUGCCUUUGUUGGGCUACUGCUCAGAAAACAAGGGGAAAUAUGUAGAGAGGUUGCUUGUAUACGAGUAUCUUUCAAAUGGCAAUUUAAGAGAUUGUUUGAAUGGGUCUUUAGGAAAAUGGCUAGACUGGAGAACCCGUGUUGCAAUUGCACUUGGAGCUGCCAAAGGUUUGGAAUAUCUCCAUGACGCAGCUGCUCCACAUAUUUUACACAGAGAUGUAAAAUCCACAAACAUUCUCUUGGACCGGAACUGGAAAGCAAAGAUCACAGAUCUUGGCAUGGCCCAAGAUUUGACAGAUGGGCUCCCAAGCUGCUCUAGUUCUCCAGCAAGAAUAUUGCAUGGGACAUUUGGUUAUUUUGCACCUGAAUAUGCUAUAGUUGGAAAAGCUUCACGUAAAUCAGAUGUAUUCAGUUUUGGAGUGGUGCUUCUGGAGCUGAUAAGUGGUCGACAAGCCAUUCAUAAAUCAUCAUCUACCAAUGGAGAUGAAAGCCUCGUCAUAUGGGGUACCCCUCGUCUCCAAGACAGUAGUAGAGUAAUAUUGGAAUUGGCUGACCCCCAACUGAAAAGAAAAUAUCCAGAAGAAGAAAUGCAAGUGAUGGCUUACUUGGCUAAAGAAUGUUUGUUGAUGGAUCCCGAUGAUCGACCAACCAUGAGUGAAGUUGUUCAAAUACUUUCAACUAUUGCACCUCAACAUCCUACAAGGCUCAAAAUUCCAGUCAAUAUUCUCCUAAAAUCAACCAAAUGCAUUGACAUUGAAGUAAACAAUGAAGAUGAAGAAGAAGAAGAGGCUUCUGACAAAAUAACCGAGUGUUGUGAUUCAAUCAAAUGGGAAGAUGAAUCGAGAAGGCUUUUGAAUCAAUUGAAUGAAAACCAGAAUGUUACAAGUAGUAGUUCACAGGGAGGUGAAGAAGAGUAUGUGAUCUUCCCCAUUUCGAAAAGUGUUAGUAAGAGGAGUUGGAACUCCCAAGAAGAUGAGUCAGUAGUUGAUUUAACUGAGCCCAGGUUUGAAACUUUCUGUGUUGAAAGCAGACCAUCAGAUCUACCUCAAAUGGCUUAGUUAUUUACAAGUAAGUGACCUAAAUAUUAUUAAUAUUGUUGUUAUUGUUAAUACUAUAUUAUGUUUUUAAACAACUUGAAUUCUCUUAUAUAAAUGAAAAGGAAAGUGGGUUAUUAUUCU